AACCCUCUCCCGAACCGACCGGCGCAAGAUGUCGACCGGCAUAGCAGGAUGGAUAACAUGCCGGCAAGUGCUGAACAUAAUGGUGAUCUUCGGCUUCAUGCUGAACUACGCUCUUCGCGUAAACUUCACGAUCGCGAUCGUGGCGAUGACGAAAACGAUCGUAAAUGUAGCUACCGGAGGAGAUAAUAGUACCGGAUUGGACGUGACCGACACGACGACACUAGCCGAAUUAUCCAGCACCACCACCGAAUCGUCCGUGAUUGAGGAGGCGGACAAAUUUGAGUGGGAUGCUCGGCAGCAAAAUCUUAUGCUCGGAAGCUUCUUCUGGGGUUACGUGUUGACGGAGCUGCCGGGUGGCCGAUUGGCCGAGAUUAUUGGCGGGCGGCGUGUGUUCGGGUACAGCAUGCUGUGGGCCAGCUUGCUUACCCUGCUGACACCACUCGCUUCCAACACGCACUACAUUGCGGUGGUGAUACUGCGUGCCGUGCUUGGCUUUUUCCUCGGUGCAUCCUGGCCCGCCAUUCAUCCGCUGACGGCUGUAUGGAUUCCACCGAUGGAUCGGUCGAAGUUCAUCGCGAACAUGAUGGCAUCUUCGCUCGGUGCUGCUAUUACGAUGCCAAUCUGCGGGUUCUUGAUCGCCACGAUCGGAUGGCAGAGUGUGUUCUACUUUACCGGUGGUCUCGGUUUGCUGUGGUCGAUCGUGUGGUUCUUGGUAGUGUUUGAAACUCCGGCUUCACAUCCUCGUAUUACGCCCGAGGAAAGGAACGAGAUUGAGACGGCCAUUAAUGCCGCUGGCAAGAAGAAGAAGCCUUCGUACGUGCCUUGGAAGUCGAUCAUUACCUCACCGCCGGUAUGGGCUAUUAUUCUGACGCACGGUGCGUCCGUGUUUGGGUUCUUUACCGUGGUGAAUCAGUUGCCAACUUACAUGAAGUACAUCCUGCAUUUCAACAUUAAGGAGAACGGAUUACUAUCGUCCUUGCCUUACUUUGGAAAGUACGCCAUGGCUGUGAUCUCAUCGCAUUUAGCUGAUUACCUGAGAAAAUCUGGCAAAUUGUCGACGACUGCUACUAGAAAGAUUUUCACCGCCUUCGCUGUGAUGACUCCCGGCUUCUUGAUGAUCAUUCAAGUGUACAUGGGAGAGAACCGUUCCUGGGCGGUCGGUAUCUUCACGCUAUCGCUCUUCCUGAACGGUGCCGUCACGGCCGGUUAUCUUGGCAACGGGCUGGACAUUGCACCCAACUUUUCCGGUACCAUCUUCGGUAUGGCUAACACGCUGUCCUCGUUCGGUGGUUUCGUAUCCGCCUACAUGGUCGGUGUGCUUACCAACGACAAUCAAACCUACGGUCAGUGGCAGAUCGUCUUCUGGAUUCUGGCCGUGGUAUACAUUACGGGUUCCUCGGCGUACGUGUUGAUGGGUACGGGUGAGCUGCAAGCCUGGAACAAUCCUCCCGAGAAGGGUGACGGUAACGGUGAAACCGAGGAAGGUGUCCCACUAAAUCAGCGCGGACAGGCCGCGAUCAAGUAAAUGGGAAACGCAUAGCGUUUU
This is a messenger RNA of Anopheles maculipalpis, 1546 nucleotides long. Its product is annotated as sialin. Gene Ontology annotation, molecular function: transmembrane transporter activity. Gene Ontology annotation, cellular component: plasma membrane. Gene Ontology annotation, biological process: transmembrane transport; monoatomic anion transport. The transcript is spliced from 5 exons. Lineage: Eukaryota; Metazoa; Arthropoda; Insecta; Diptera; Culicidae. The record is from RefSeq and is a predicted model, not a curated record. Bases 29 to 1525 code for a protein of 498 amino acids.